AAAUCGACCAAAAAAGGCUUUAAAAGCGCACAAUGGAAGUAAAUGGCGCCAUGAUGUCUACUCAUAUAUAUAUAUACCGUUACAGAUUUUGACCAAAAAAGGCUACAAAACCGCACAGUAGGAGAAAAAAAAUGACGCUAUGAAGUCCACUCAAAUAUACACGGUCAUUGGUAUUAACCAUUUGUGGAAACUACACUUCCCAACAUCCGUUUUAAACAGGAAGCGACUGCUUUUGCGGAGAUUAGCAGGCUGUUGCUAACUUUAAUUUACAUGUUAGCUUUCGUGGGUACAUAAACUAGAAGGUGAAUAAACAUUUAAAGAAGUCGACUAUUGAAAUAUACAUUUAGCUGCAGCUUAUUAAGGUGUAGGAGAGAUGCUGUGUGCUCUGCAACAUGCGUCCCGCUGAACCAGGUGCGAAAGAUGGACGCCAUUGCAAGACUAACAAAACCAAGAACAACCGGGGAGCUGUAGAUGAGUGUCCUCCUGAAUCCUGCAGCGAGAGCAAAAAAUCCAAAACAGUAGGAUUAUCUCUCAAGAAGCCCGGUCAAACCGUUCCAGCUACUGCCAGUGAAAAGGAUGCUUGUCCGUCUAAACAUGGAAAAAGCAAAGAGAUGACUUUCAGUAUGCAAGCAGCUCCUGAGCAAGAAGCCAAGUCUUCAAAUCAAGAUCGUCAUCUGUGCAAGCGUCCAGAGGAGAUGUCGACAGCGGUGGAUAACAGUGAGGAGGAUCUGUACAGGGCAGCAGAGGAAAUAGAGCAGGAAAGACAGGAGAAGCAGCUGUCACAUGCAGCUUCAGUGCCUAGUUCUGAGGACCAGACCAGUGUGUCAGCUCCUGAGGGUCUGCUAUCCUACAGUCAGAGAGAAUGGAAAGGAAAUACCACCAAAAGCCACCUUAUCAGAAAAGGGUAUGAAGCUAUAGCUCAAAAGUUUGAGAGUCUGCGCAGAGUACGAGGUGAUAACUACUGCGCUCUAAGGGCAACCCUCUUUCAGCUCUUCAGCCAGUCUUACAUACUCAGUAACUGGCUGCAAAAUGCAGAAAUUGUUCAGCUGGAGUGUGUGCAAGAUUUAGUGGAAGAAUGGAGGUUUCCUUUCGGGAGCAGAGAUGAAGGAGGAGCAGUGGAACAGUUGGAACAUUGUCUAAAUCUCCUUAGAGUCAGGUGGCAGGAGGCAGUUCAGUGUGAGAGUCCAGCGGAGCGGGAACGUUUUUGCCAGCAACUGUUUGUGGGGGGCCGUGAAGAAUAUGAGCUGCUGGAGGCCCUGAAGUUCUUGAUGCUGAAGACAGUUAUUCAGCUGCACUCGGCCAUGAAGAAGGGCUCCAGUGUGCCUGAGUUCUGCUGGCUUCUUUUUGCCCGUGACACCUCCAAAUGUCCCAGGAGCUUUCUCAUUAAUCAUCUCAGACAUGUGGGUUUCAGCGGAGGUCUGGAACAGGUGGAGAUGUUUCUGCUCGGCUACUCGCUACAGCAUACGCUUCAGGCCUAUCGGCUCUACAAGACCGAUACAGAGGAGUUCAUCACCUACUACCCAGAUGACCACAUGACGGAGUGGCCUUGCCUUAGCCUGGUCACCGAGGACGAUCGACACUAUAACGUGCCAGUCCCUAAACAGCCCAAACUGCAAUCCACAAAACCUGACAAGUCAAUCAGGCCCAAAUGGAACUUGCCUUCAAAUGGAACAGGAAAAACUACACUUCUAUAGAGAAAAUCUGAUGACAAUGACACAGCCUCCAAACGUCUGGAGGCUUUAUUAUGUCAGAUCAUUUUCAGCCACAGACCUUCCAUCCUUUAUGCAUUUUGCAUAGAAUUCAGCAUUGGCGUGAGCUGAGGAGUCUUCUGGGGAUUUUUUCCUCCAGUAUAAAUGACAGAUAAGCCAAUCAAUAUGUGAAUCUAGACAGACUGACUGACAGUUGCACAGAUAUUUUGAUCUCUCUGAUAUUAGCUGACACCUUGGAAGUCCCACCCCUUCCCCUUAUCUCACAUUAGUAAUCUCUCGUCUGCUCUUGAUUUUCCGGUUUGAAAGAUGCACUGUGCAGGUAAACGGAGCGUGUUUUCAUGCGAAAAAAAAAUCUAUUAAUGUAUGUUCGACUCGGCUAACAUUUAGACUUUUUUUUUGUUUUGUUUUGUUUUUUGUUUUUAUAUAUAGGCUAGUUAACGUCAUUAAUCAUUAUAUUUAGUAGGGAUUCCAUUGAAAGAGACACUUGUUUAUGGAAUUCAAUUCGUGCCAAAUGUAUUGAACGUAAACCUUUCAAGAAAUAAACAAAAAUAUGCUAUGAGAGAAUAAAAACACCUCCAAGCAUGUAAGUAUAAACUUACUUCAAGUAAAAACAAGGAGUGCACAACAGCGAACAUUACAGGCUAGCUGAGAAAAGUGUCUGCAGACAGGGCUGGGUGUGAAAACGGCUCUUAUCCGGUAUGUUCUUGACAGUCAGCUGCCGUCGCUUAUUGGCAAUGAGGGAGUCUGAUGUAAUAACGUACUGUAUUACGCACUUUUAUACAGGUGUUUCAGUCCAAGGUAAUUAACAUAACAAGCUAAUGAACUUCAUUUAAAAUCCGCUAACGUUAUAAACACCAAGCCUCGUAGAUUAAUGAAACAUGUACAGCACUAAAUAAAAUGUUCAGUAACAAUUGUGAUCAAUACUAAACGCCAAUUCAGACCAGACCUAAUUCGGUUCAGUUAAUAUUUGAUUUCGUGCUUUUUUUUUUUCUUUUCUUUUCUUUCACACAUGGCUUUUACACUAGGCCGUUAAUUAUUAAAGAUUUCGCAGCUAGUAUCUCUCUCGCAUGAACCGUAAACUCAUCUACGCAUAACUGAUAACUGAAUGCUGGAAUUCCCGAAACCAAUUCAAAAUCAGAGUGCACUGUUGCGCGUUCUGCUGUCAGUAGUUCGUAUGGAAACACACUUGAAACACGUCCAGUAACUGUUUCUACCUUCUGAGAAUGUUUUGUGAAAGGAAUAGAUUGAAAAUGUAUUGAGUUUUUAUAUUCCCCAAACGUCCGCACAUUCCCAACCCUCCUCACAAGUUUCCUUCUGUUUUUGUCUAUUUAUUUAAUUGCAAUAAUUCAAUAAACAAACCAGUUUAUUAGGCAUUGUUUGCACAGGUUUAGCAACGCUAUAACGGAAUGCUGAUGCAAAAUUCAGGGACUACUGUACGUACCUAAACAAUAUACCGAAUUAUAGACGAUAUAUCUGGAGGAGACUGGAUUUAAAUUAGAAAUUCAGAAAGUGCAAUUUUAGGUUUUCCGAAAGGAAGUCCUCAUCUGGCUGAUUGUCUUUUGUUUGUCUAAUUUAUGAAAGUGAAAUGAAAAAUAUUUAAUUUUCUAAAAUGUCAUUUAGGUUUACUCUUUUAGAAGUAAUUACAUUUAUACAUAGCUUUUUGGGUUGUUUUUGGUUUUUUUUGCUUUUCCAAACAUGCUGCAAGAAAUGAAAUCAUACGAGAAUUGCACAUGUAGCUUUAUUUCAGAUCCGACUUUUAUUUCCGUCUUCAUGAUAAAUUGUGUGUUUGUGCAUGUUUCUCUCAGGCAAGACAAUAAAACGUCUAAUUGGUGAGA
Ictalurus punctatus (channel catfish) is the source of this 3544-nucleotide messenger RNA. It is a transcript of the gene otulinb, whose product is annotated as OTU deubiquitinase with linear linkage specificity b. The record is from RefSeq and is a predicted model, not a curated record. Gene Ontology annotation, biological process: protein linear deubiquitination. The coding region runs from base 393 to 1694 and encodes 433 amino acids. Gene Ontology annotation, molecular function: cysteine-type deubiquitinase activity. The transcript has 9 exons. Gene Ontology annotation, cellular component: cytoplasm. NCBI's taxonomy places the organism in Eukaryota, Metazoa, Chordata, Actinopteri, Siluriformes, Ictaluridae.